AUGACUCCCGCCGCUGUUUUAAAACAGCUUGGUAUAAAUGCUACACAUUCACAGGAAGAAAGCAUAAAAGCAUCAAAAGAAGUUGUAGCUGCGUACGAAUAUUUUUUACAGAAGAAUCCUCCUGAUCAUCGUAAAGUGCCGGAAGUACACUAUUGCUUGGGCUGUUUAGCUUGUUUUGAUAGAAAUUUGACACUUGCAACAUUUCAUUUGAAUAAAGCUAAAGUUGCAGAAAACCCUUCUGUAAGACUUCCGUGUUUUGAACCGGUCGGAUAUGAUUUUGAGCCAAAAGUAGUAUUAGAAAUGUUUGUGAAUAAUCCAGAAAAUUUUUCACUUUCUAAUAAUACGAUGCAAACGCCAGACGGCCAUUCUGUUGUAAAUAGAGUCUGUAACCACUGUGGCAAAGAGAAUCCGCCAAAGCGUUGUCCUUGUGGUAGUGUAAAUUAUUGUAAUACAGAGUGUCAACAGAAACAUUGGAAAGUUCAUAAAUCAGAUCAUAAACAAAAAUAA
Molecule: messenger RNA, 507 nt
Organism: Didymodactylos carnosus
Lineage: Eukaryota; Metazoa; Rotifera; Eurotatoria; Philodinida; Philodinidae
Source: the annotation of a GenBank genome assembly